Molecule: messenger RNA, 2974 nt
Organism: Fundulus heteroclitus (mummichog)
Lineage: Eukaryota; Metazoa; Chordata; Actinopteri; Cyprinodontiformes; Fundulidae
Gene: ube2j1
Product: ubiquitin-conjugating enzyme E2, J1
Exons: 8
Coding region: 322-1290 (322 amino acids)
Source: RefSeq, a predicted model, not a curated record
AGCUGUCAAUCCCUUCCUGUUUACGUUUGGCAAAGUGACGUCACGCUAGAACUGAUGAACAAAGUGUUUCGGUAUUGACACAUCUUAUAACGUGAGAAGCAACGCCCUGCUGAUUUGAUAAGAAACUGUAUAUUUGUUCAAUCCCCGUAGCCGCUACUGAGAGGAAGACCCCGCUGUUGGUGCAUCUUCCACGGGAAGCAAGCUAGCCAGCCAGCGUUCUUCGACUUAGCUUUGGGAAGCGAGUAUUUGCUAUAAGUUAUUGGGUUGGAACGAAGUGGCCGCAGAGACUCUGACUUCCUGAUUCAAGCAGCGUCUGGUGUCAUGGAAAACAAAUAUAACCUUAAAAGUCCAGCGGUGAAGAGGCUUAUGAAAGAAGCUGCAGAACUGAGGGAUCCAACGGAGCACUACCAUGCCCAGCCACUGGAAGACAACCUCUUUGAAUGGCACUUUUCUGUACGUGGGCCUCCAGAUUCGGAUUUUGAUGGUGGGGUGUACCAUGGCAGGAUUGUGCUUCCCCCAGAGUACCCUAUGAAGCCUCCCAGCAUCAUUCUACUAACACCAAACGGGAGAUUUGAAGUUGGGAAGAAGAUUUGUUUGAGCAUCUCAGGGCACCACCCAGAGACUUGGCAGCCUUCAUGGAGUAUCCGAACGGCACUAAUAGCUAUAAUUGGAUUCAUGCCAACAAAAGGUGAAGGGGCAAUAGGAUCUCUUGAUUACACCCCAGAAGAGAGAAGGGCCCUUGCCAAAAAGUCCCAGGACUUCUGCUGUGAAGCUUGUGACUGUUCAAUGCGUUCUGCCCUCUUACCGCUGACCUCCAACAGCAACCCCAGUGCUGAAGAUCGCCAGGCCAAGGAACUAGCGCAGCAAAUCAAAUUCAAGGCAGAGUCUAGUUUGGUAACGCAGGCUGGUACCAGCGCAGACAAAGCUUUAACAGUCACCUCUGGAGAUAGCUUCACCUCUGCUGAGCAGCAAACUACAGAAAGGCCCCACGCGGAACAGGCAGAAGUAUCUCCAGCAGCCGGUGUGGAGGACCCUCAGACCCCCGAUGAAAACAGCCCCAUUCGUCCACUUAGUCCUCGACAGCGGCGAGCUCAGCAGCACAGCCGACAGGCCCAGAGAGCUGCCAGAGAGCCAGGAGCUAGCAGAGCGAUGUUUGCCCCAGCACCUCGCCACAAUGAGAGCCACGCAGGCUCUGUAGUCCUCAUCGUUGUUCUCACCCUCGCUUUGGCUGCUCUCAUCUUCCGCAGAAUCUACUUGGCUAAUGAAUACAAGUUUAACUAUGAUCUGUGAUGCUUCCCUUUGCUGCUAUGGUCUCUACAGAACUUUCAGCAGAACUGUGUGGAGGCAGAGCUGAGGCAGUAGCUAACACUGACUCUUGGGGCUUUUCCACUAAAAUGGUUCCAGGACUAAACCAGAACCAGGUAAACCGGUUCUAAUACAAAAUCCAAAUGUAGCUAAGAACUGCUGGUUAUUCACAGCCAAAGAGCCAAAACAAAGCCUCACUAUGAUGCCACAUAGAAAGUGUCUUCCAGGAUGUGCCACCUUCCCUCUGGUGUAUUCUGUGUUUCAGCAGAGGAAUAGAGCGCAGGGAGACAGUUUACCCAGACAGCGUGCCGUUCGUCCCAUUGCCUCUGCAGACAGAUGUCAUACUUUUAGUUUAUUGAGUGUUUUUUGUACAAUGCUUGAUAUUUGGGAGAUGCUUUACAAUGCACACCCUGCUGUGGAAAUCACCUGCAUUCAGAAUACCAGCUGAUGAUAUUUACAUUUUAUAAGCAUGAAAGCUGUAAACCCAUUCUCUUCCUCAUGUUUUGACUUCACAUGGCCAGUAAAGCUUAAAGUUUUUCUUCCUCCUGAUUAACAGUACAAAUACAACAGUAAAUCCUAGAGUUGAAGCAGUGCUUAAAGCAUUUUAGUUGGUUCUUGGUCUCCACGAACCUGCCCCAAACCCCUGAUGAAAGUGGUUCUUGUCCCGGGUCCAGCAUGGAACUUGUGCUGCUGUAGCACCUCUCUCUAUGUGUUGGAUUUAGCCUGUCAGAAGUUGCAGCCAAACCCUAGCUCUGAUUUGGUACUGGAACCAGUUUGCUGGAAACCCCCUUUGUGCUCUCCCACCUCAGCAUCCCCCUACCCUAAGGAGGACUCAUUCCUACAGAGGAGGUGUUACAGUCGUCAACAUAUGACCUUCAGGGUGUCUUUUAAUUACGAUUAAUUUUACUCCUUGCAGCAUUGUGCUUUUUUUUAAAUGGGAAGCUUUUUGUGUUUAUGGAGCUCAUGCCACACACAACAUUUCUCCCACAACUUAUGUAAUUGUUGAAUAUCCAUUGGCUGUAAUAUUCUAUUAAUUAAACUGUAACUGACAGGUCAGAGACAUGCAAAUACAAGAUGUUUCUCUUAGACUCAUUUAAUCUUAAAAUGAUCCACAUGAAGUGCAUGAACUAUAAUGAUUUACUAUGUUCUAAAUUCCUGCCUCACAGGAAUCUGAUUACAUGAUGUCGGACCAAUAAUCUGGGGAAAGUCUUAGUUUUAAAUCUGUAAACUACCGCACGCCUAUUGUUUUAUUCUCUCUCUUUUUUUACAGAUGGGAGUGAGCAGAUAGGAGUAUUACAUAAUCUCAUCUACCACAGACAAUAACCUGUGUGUGUAUGUGUGUUCGCUUUUAAAUCAAAAGCUGCUGAUUUUUAAUUUUGUGAAUUCUUUUGACUAAAUUGAAGCUCUCCCUUCACUCUAAAGAGUAUAUUCAUAUUCAUUUAUACAUGCAAAAUGCUGCACUGUGAUCAUUAUAAUAUCUUUAGAUCAAUAGCAGGGCUGUUAGUACUUUUACUUGACUUCUAGUGCUUUUAAGAACCUGGUUUCUUUGCCAAAGAAUCACCAUCAAGAAGGUGUUCGACUUGAAAGUGAAUGCUCACAAAUGAUUCUAUGAGUUGUCGUUUGAAAAUUAAGGUGUUACCCAGUUAAAUAAAUCCAAUGAUAAAAUGAA